AUGCGUACCUUCGUCGUCUUGUCCGUCAUCCUCGCCUCGGUCUCAAGCGCUUUGGCGCAGACCGCCUCGGCCGCUGCCUAUGUUGUCACAGAGUCGCCGAUCGCCAAGGCCGGUCUGCUCGCCAACAUCGGCCCCAGCGGAUCCAAGUCUUCAGGUGCAAAAGCUGGCAUCGUCAUCGCUUCCCCUUCUACUACCAAUCCCGACUACCUGUACACCUGGACUCGUGACUCCUCGUUGGUCUUCAAGGCGAUCAUUGACCAGUACACUACGGGCCUCGACACCAGUCUCCGCGGCUUGAUCGACGACUUCUUCACCGCCGAGUCGACCCUGCAGCAGGUCUCCAACCCCUCUGGAACCGUCUCUACUGGCGGUCUGGGCGAGCCCAAGUUCAAUAUCGACGAGACUGCCUUUACCGGCGCUUGGGGUCGUCCCCAGCGAGAUGGCCCGGCUCUUCGUGCCACCGCUCUGAUCACGUACGCCAACUACCUGUACGGAUCCGGCAACACUACCUUCGUCACCAACACGCUCUGGCCCGUCAUCAAGCUUGACCUCGACUACAUCGCGAACAACUGGAACCAGACUACUUUCGAUCUCUGGGAGGAGGUUAGCUCUUCGUCGUUCUUCACCACUGCCGUGCAGCACCGUUCGAUGCGCGAGGGUGCGGCUCUCGCCACCAAGCUCGGUGUGACUGCUUUGGCUUCGACCUACACUUCGGCCGCCGACAGCUUGCUGUGCUUCCUGCAGUCGUACUGGAACCCCACUGGCGGCUACAUCACUGCUAACACCGGCGGAGGACGCAGCGGCAAGGAUGCCAACACGGUCCUCACGUCCAUCCACACCUUCGACCCCGCUGCCGGCUGCGACGCCGUCACCUUCCAGCCGUGCUCGGAUAAGGCGCUUGCCAACCUCAAGGUCUACGUCGACUCGUUCCGCAGCAUCUACAGCAUCAACUCCGGCAUCGCCUCCAACGCCGCCGUCGCCACCGGUCGUUACCCUGAGGACUCGUACUACAACGGCAACCCCUGGUACCUGACCACCCUCGCCGUCGCCGAGCAGCUCUACGACGCGCUCAUCGUCUGGAACGCUCAGGGCUCGCUCACCGUCACCGCGACCUCGCUCCCCUUCUUCCAGCAAUUUUCGUCAUCUGUCACCGCCGGCACCUACGCGAGCUCCUCCACGACCUUCGCCACACUUACCACCUCCAUCAAGACCUUCGCCGACGGAUUCGUCGCCAUCGUCGCCAAAUACACCCCGUCCGGCGGAGGACUCUCGGAGCAAUACGACAAGGCCACUGGCGCGCAGCUGUCCGCCGCGGAUCUGACCUGGUCGUAUGCCGCCGCGCUCACCGCGUUCGAGGCGCGCAGCGGCACGACGUUCGCGUCGUGGGGCGCUGCUGGCCUUACUACUUCCUGCUCGGCUGGUACUAGCACCGGCUCUGGCUCCGGCAGCGGCGCGGACACCGUCACCGUCAACUUCCAGGAGACCGCUACUACCACCUUCGGCGAGAACAUCUACCUCGUCGGUUCUAUCUCGGAGCUCGGAAACUGGGACCCCAACAGCGCCAUCGCCCUGAGUGCGGCCAACUACCCCAACUGGCAAGUCUCCGUCGCGCUCCCUCCCUCGACCGCCAUUCAGUACAAGUACAUCCGGAUCUUCAACGGCGCCGUGACCUGGGAAAGCGACCCGAACAGGAGCCUCACUACGCCCGCCAGUGGAUCGGCCAACGAGAAUGACACUUGGCGCUGAGCUGUGACCCGGUUCGCGUCGGAGUGUGCGACCGGCUGACCGGUCAUGACUUCGCGCCC
Punctularia strigosozonata HHB-11173 SS5 is the source of this 1805-nucleotide messenger RNA. RefSeq names its product glucoamylase. The transcript has 13 exons. Lineage: Eukaryota; Fungi; Basidiomycota; Agaricomycetes; Corticiales; Punctulariaceae. The coding region runs from base 1 to 1746 and encodes 581 amino acids. Gene Ontology annotation, biological process: polysaccharide catabolic process. The record is from RefSeq and is a predicted model, not a curated record. Gene Ontology annotation, cellular component: fungal-type vacuole. Gene Ontology annotation, molecular function: starch binding; glucan 1,4-alpha-glucosidase activity.